AUGUCUCAUUUCCAUGGAGGCUUUUAUUCUACUGGCUCGGCUCUGUAUCCAGAUUGGUUCCCACAGUGGCUACUGGACUACUGUCUCGUUCAUUCCGCUAUCAUCGUUUCAGGAGAGUACCGCUUGCUUCCCGAGUCGAGUGGUUCAGACAUUUUCGAUGACGUUUCCGAUUUCUACGAAUGGAUGCGCAAAGAGCUCCAACCUGAGCUAUCGAAACUUGUGCCUGGAAUCGAAGCCGACCUGUCAAAAGUGGCAGUGCAAGGUCCAAGUGCCGGUGGAACCCUCGCUGUUCAAUCUGGUUUCUUUCAGCCGCGAGGCUUCAUCAAAGCAGUCAUUGCCACUUUUCCUGGUCUGAAUGUUGGUGCCAAGCGCAACAAUCCGAUCCUGGGCCUACCGAUGGUUCCCCCCUCAGUUCUAGAAGACCACUUAAAGAAUAUGAAGCCGGGAACCAUCGUGACUUCUGUAGAGUCACUUGAGCGAUUUCAGGUAGCGCUCUCGAUAGCACAGCAAACACGAACAAAAGAUUUUUAUGGCUCGGACGAGAAACUGUACCCAUUCAAAGUCCUGGAAAAGACGGAGAAUGCUUCAUACAUGCUGGUGUUGCAUGGCGACAAUGAUACUGUAGUAGCAGUCAAAGGAAGUAUCGACUUUACCGAGGCUAUGAAGAAUAAGUUUGGAGAUGAUAACAUUGAUUUGGUCAUUCGGCCAGGGUGUGAGCAUGGAUUCGAUAAGGACGUUGCGUUAGAGGAGCCGUGGUUGAAGUCAGCCCUAGUCAAAGCGACAGAACUAUGGCUCGGUGCGAGCGAAGCUUGA
Messenger RNA from Mollisia scopiformis, 813 nucleotides. RefSeq names its product alpha/beta-hydrolase. Gene Ontology annotation, biological process: proteolysis. The transcript is spliced from 2 exons. The coding region runs from base 1 to 813 and encodes 270 amino acids. The record is from RefSeq and is a predicted model, not a curated record. Gene Ontology annotation, molecular function: serine-type peptidase activity. Lineage: Eukaryota; Fungi; Ascomycota; Leotiomycetes; Helotiales; Mollisiaceae.